Molecule: messenger RNA, 666 nt
Organism: Dipodomys spectabilis (banner-tailed kangaroo rat)
Lineage: Eukaryota; Metazoa; Chordata; Mammalia; Rodentia; Heteromyidae
Gene: Exosc1
Product: exosome component 1
Exons: 8
Coding region: 27-614 (195 amino acids)
Biological process (GO): RNA processing
Cellular component (GO): cytoplasm; nuclear exosome (RNase complex)
Molecular function (GO): RNA binding
Source: RefSeq, a predicted model, not a curated record
UCGCAGGGUGUGGAACGUCGGCAGUCAUGGCGCCGCCCGUGAGAUACUGUAUUCCAGGCGAACGUCUGUGCAACUUGGAGGAAGCCAGCCCGGGCAGCGGUACCUACACCCGGCACGGCUACAUUUUUUCGUCGCUUGUCGGCUGCCUGACGAAGACCAGCGAGAACGGCGCGCUUCCUGUGGUAUCUGUGAUGCGAGAAACAGAGUCUCAGUUACUGCCAGAUGUGGGAGCUAUUGUCACCUGUAAGGUCUCUAGCAUCAAUUCACGUUUUGCCAAAGUACAUAUCCUCUAUGUGGGAUCCACACCACUUAAGAAUUCUUUUCGAGGAACUAUUCGGAAAGAAGAUGUCCGAGCAACUGAAAAAGACAAGGUUGAAAUUUAUAAGAGUUUCCGUCCAGGUGACAUUGUCUUAGCUAAAGUGAUCUCCCUAGGAGAUGCACAAUCUAACUACCUGCUGACCACUGCUGAAAAUGAGCUGGGAGUGGUGGUGGCCCACAGUGAAUCAGGUGUCCAGAUGGUUCCCAUCAGCUGGUGUGAGAUGCAGUGCCCUAAGACCCACACUAAGGAAUUCCGGAAAGUGGCCCGAGUACAGCCUGAAUUCUUGCAGACUUAAGCACCUUUUACCCCAAGGAGGGGGUAAGCUAUUUCCAAGGAUACAUGCAUAA